GACCUUUAUUUGACUGCACCAGGAGCGGCAGAGAACACGGGGCUAGGUCCCUCUUUCCCUGCUACAGAUGUCAUAAAACCACAGCCAACUGUGGACCAUAACGGUGUAGAGGUUCAGGCAAGUCAAGAGAGGACUAUGAAGUGGAGGAGGCCAUCAGAAGGUCCCAAGCCAAGACACUACCUUUUCUCUCUUCACUGUACUCAUAGGCCUUGGGACGCUGAUGGGCCAAACCUGCAAAGAAUCACACAGAGACACUUUGAUCUCCGACAAUACUCAAAUCGCAGUGAGCCACGGAGAGAUGCUGAAUCUUUGUUUCUUUGUUUCGGGUGGGCCUAGACCUUGGGAACCUAAGAAUGGUAGUGAUCAUCUUCAGCAUGACUGGGGUUGUUGAAAGCAUGGGUGAACCCUAUUACCUUGAUUACCUUUAUACUGUAGGAAAAAAUGGAGGCAGGAGAGGGAUAAACUUGUUCUUAGCUCCACCACUGGGCAUCUGGUUCCCAACAUCCCUCUUGCUCACACUGACGAGGGGGGAGAGUUUUUCCUCUCUCAGCUGGUGGAGGGAAAAGCUCUGCUCUAGUGAGCCCUCCCCAGUCAGAUCUCUGAGCUUAGCCAGAACGGGAGUUUGUGGUGGAAAGAAGGAAACCGAAGGGGAUUGGUCUUUGUUCUGAGAGUUUUGGGUGUGUUGGGGCAGGGUGGGCGGACACACAGCAUACAAUUUAUAUUUAGACAAGCCACGCUUUUCCAGAGGGAUGUGAUUGCUUACGCGUCACAUGGUGCAUCCCAGACAAGUGUGAUAACUGCAGGAGAUUUAGGGGACAGCCUAUUCAACGAGGUCUGUGGUGAACAGUCUUCAUCUCUACCCUGUCUCUGAAUUCUUUUACUUUCUCUUUUGGCUGGGAGGGAGGAAUCUAAAGGUUUCUCUGUGGGUGGCAAUAGCCUUGUGCUUAGCCACCCCACUGUCCUGGGGUAACACUGGAGAAGCUUCCAGGGUCAGGGUACAGAGCUUCCUUUGCCCAUUGCUCCUCUUCCAGGUCCUGAGCCCCUCUCCUCGGUUCAUUGGUUCACUGUGUGUGUAGACUGAGCAGGCAGGAGGAGGCAGGCCCGCUAGGAUCUGUGUCGUAAGAGCUGUUGUAGGAGGAUGCUGCAGUGAGAUACUCUUCACUCUCAUCUUGCCUGACUUUUCUGGAACCAGUAAGUGUGUAUGUGAGUGAGCAUGCCGGUGUGCGUGCAGACCAGGGGACGGUCUGGAGGGGCCCGAGAGCUGCGCUGUUCAAAACGGAACAUAUCUGCAGCCAGCCAGAGAGGAGGUCAAACUCUGGGCGCAGGGCUGGAAUGUAAGGGGCCAGGCAGUGGGUGGGCUGAGGUUUCACCCUUCCUGGAAGCUUAGAAGGCUGUGCGGUGCCCUUUGGGGAAGGUGGGGCUGCUCAAAGCGAGUGUGCAAAUUGCUGAUGGAUGCCCAGCAGAUGGACCAUGGAGAAAGGAACCUGCAAAACCCAAACUCUGGGCUGAGAAACACACGCACGUGAGUGUACGUCAGUGGUCAGACAACACCAGGAGACUGGCUAGAGCGUAGCAUGGAGCCCUCAGCCCCAAAGCCUCAUCUGAUGUAUCAGUCUGUAUUUGUAGUCUCCCAGAUCCUUUGAGCUUUGGGUCGCAUGAAACCCGAUCUGCUCCUGCAGCCAACGUGUCUGGAAACACACAACACACGUGUCCGUCCCCUUCCCUCCUUGCCCUCCCACACGCCUCGGCUCACCCAGGAGCAGCUGGAGCUCAUCAGCAUCUUCACAUGUGCAUUCGUGUGGUUUGGGGCUUCUUGAGUGGCUGUUUAUGGCUACAGAAUUGCCUGUUCCGGCUCUGUCACAGAAGGACCAUCUGGCCUAAAUCGACUGCUUCCUGACCUUUAUCCACCCUGCCCUUGGUCUGCCCUUUUUCCACCCUGAAGAUGCUCUCUGGCUCUCCAUGUAUUAUUUCCUUUCCUCCUCUUUCUGUGCGUUCUCCCCAACUGCACCUGCAUCUCUAAGAUGGGGAGGGGGAAAAAGAUGGGGAGGGGGCUCCAGAUGAGAAGUUAGCUUUCAUAGAUGAUUGCCAGAAGCACUUAACAGUGGUCUCCUCUGUCCUCUCAUUCACUCUAAGGGUGAUGGCAUUCCUUUUCUCAUGCCCACCCUACUGUUGCAUCAGAAGCACUGGAUUGUGGAACUUUGUAGUCAACUCUCUCUGCCCAGGGAUUCUGUUGCUAGGGUUGACCUGCUUUUCAAAUCCCAAGUAAGCUAGGACACACAGGAAGUGCCCACCUCCAAGUACACAGGCUGCUAGGGACAGGCAUCUCACCCGAGACAUUCUGACAGGGUUUACCCUGGCUGCUAGGACAAGAAGACCUGGCUUUGGUGAUUCUUUGGUCUGAAGUGGGGGGUCUCUGGGUACUCUUCCUCCCUUCUUCUUCCCUCCCUUUCUUUCUUGAGACAGGGUCUUACCAGUUGGUCGGGAACUUUCCAUGUAGUCCAGGUAGGCCUUGAAGACAUGGCAAUCUUCCUACUGAAUGGUAGGAUUGCAGUCAUGUAUCCUCUCUGUGUGUUGUUCUCUUGAUGGAUGGAUGGAUGGAUGGAUGGAUGGAUGAUGGAUGGAUGGAUGGAUGGAUGGAUGGCUUCUUUUGAACAAAUCUCCCCCGCCCUCUCUGUUUGUGUGUGUGUGUGUCUCUGUGUGUGAGUGUGUAUGUGUCUAUGUGUGUGUCUGUGUGUGUGUGUCUGUGUGUGUGUCUGUGUGUGUGUGUCUGUGUGUGUGUGUCUGUGUGUGUGUGUCUGUGUGUGUGUGUCUGUGUGUGUGUGUCUGUGUGUGUGAGUGUGUAUGUGUCUGUGUGUGUGAGUGUGUGUGUGUCUGUGUGUGUGAGUGUGUGUGUCUGUGUGUGUGAGUGUGUGUGUCUGUGUGUGUGAGUGUGUGUGUGUCUGUGUGUGUGUGUGUGUGUGUGUGUGUGUGUGUGUGUGUGUUUGUUUGGUUUUUUGGAGAUAUGAUCUCACUAGGUCGUCUUGGUUAGGUUGGCCUAGGACUCAAAGAGAGCAACCUAUCUGUGUGUCCCUCCGUGCUGAUAUUAAAGACAUGGGCCACCAUGCCCGCCUUUGGACCCAUUCUUAAGUGUCCAUCUUUCUGUGACAAAGUGCUGAACCAAGAGCUUUUGUAGUGAGACCUGGCCUUCAUCUCUGAGGGAUGAACAGUGAAGGAGUCAAGGUAGAGGCAGGCAGACGCUAACAGUCAUUGGCAGCCACCGACUGCUGCCGUUUAUUAAGUGCUGGCCAUCGUCUUCCCUACUUCAUUGGCAUCAUCUCAUCUAAUCCUGUAGCAAACCCACGAGUAAAAUCCUGGCGUUAUUUCCUUUGUACAGCCGAGGGAAAGAAGACGGAGAGAGGUACGGUCACUCACCCAAAAUUCUGUAGGCAGUAACUGGAGGAGCUAGGGUCAGGAGUGGGGCCUGAUCCAGGGCCCUCAACCUCAAGACUAAUGCAAAUUCAACGCAGGGCAAACAAACGGAAGAGUUAGCUUGUAGAUGGGGCGUACAGAGGGAAUUUCAUGCUGCAUAACUGACACCAUCCUGGGCCUGCUCCAGCUCUCUCGCUUCCUGAGCAGAGCAGAGGCAGAUCUCCUGACCUUGCUCCUGGGUGGGGAGCAGCCCAGAGGUGCCUUGAUUUCCUUUUCUUCUGUGCUAACUGUCAGGGUUUCCUGGGGGAAAGGAGAAAGGCUCGGGGGUUCCGGGUUAAUUCUUCUUGCUGGAAGCAAAUGUCCACACAAUUCUUUGUCCUGUUACUCUUUCUUCCUGUUGCCUCUACAGUGUGGGCUGGAGAGGGAGGAGGGUUUGGCUAAUACAGUUGUCAGACAGCUGUGACUCCCUUAAAAAAAAAAAAACUUUAAAAAACAAGGAUGUUUUCUUGCAUAACCACAGACCAAUUAGCAAACACUGGAAACGCGACAUUGCUACAAUUCUAUUAUCUGAUAUACAGUCCAAAUUUCACUUUACACUUAACCUAAGAACAUCAUUCAAAGCUAUUCCAGGAUCACCACCCCCACUCUUAUCUGGCUUGAGCCUUUCUCGGUUGCUCAUACCCUGUCUUUGCUGAGUCUUUCUGGUCUUUUCCAGUCGCCACCUCCUGCUCUUCCACCUCAGCCCUGGCCGGGUUGCCAAGGAUAGGCAUCUUGAAGCCUCUUUCUCAGGCAUAAAAUUUAAAUGUGGGUGGGGUUGAGGCGCACCAAGAAAUUCACCAAACAGGAUGAAUAAUUUUUUUUUAGCUUGAAAAGAUUUAUUUACUUAUGCAUGUGAAUGUCUUGCUAGCAUACAGGUCUAUGCACCACGCACGAGCCAGGUGCCCAUGAAAGUCAGAAGAGGGUGGCAGAUCUCCUGGAACUGGAGUUUCCAAUGUGAGCCAUCCACUGUGUGAGCCCUAGAAAUUGAACCCAUGUCCUCUGUAGUAUCAACAAGUGCUCUAAGCCACUGAGCCAUCUCUCUGGUCCCAAAAUGGGUGUUUUAGUACAACGUUGAAAAAAAAAAUCGUGAAAAACCUUUGCCAUUUUAAAUCAGAGCAGUACCUCUCCAGGCCACACUGGAGCCCAAGGCCGAGGGAAAAUGCCCUAAACACAUAACUGCCUCGCCAUGACACAUAGGCGUUCCUGUGCCUUUUUAAUUAUAUUGCCACGGUAGUGAUGGUGGGGUCCACUUGCUUGCCUCCCAAGGACCUGGGAUCUGUCAGCCAUGAGGCAAAACAACCUCUCUAGAUUUGUCCCAGGGUGGUAUAAAUCUUGGUUGAGAUUAGGGUACCCCUUAAACUUUGUACCCCUGUGCUCUGCAGGAGCGGUUUCUCCCCCUCCCAGGCAUCCCAUCCUCAGAACAAGGGAGAGAAAGGUAGGGCUCCUAGCCAGAGGCCCUGGCCAGAACAGAGGGAGGGUGUGGAUGGAGAGCGGGGAGAGGAAGGGUACAGAGGCCUUUGGCUGGGAGCCUCUGGUCUAACAGCUUCCAGACUCACGAACAGCUUCCACACCCACUAGACUUCCGGCUAGGGAGUGGUGUUUGGUUGGCCUUUCCCCCUCUUCACAUCAAGUGUGUGAUCUAAUUAGAUCCCUGGCUCCCUGAGCCCUCCCCAUCCUGAUAUCACGGCUCCCUUUAGUUGAUUCUGCUCCCACCCUGCUAGGCCCUUUGCUCUUCGUAGCCAGCCACUUUUAGAGCUCAUGGGGGGUGUUGUCCACACCGGGGACUGAGUGAGCACAAGAUGUGGGUCUGCAUCCCCCAGGUCUCUGAGAGCCAAGCCAGGUUAGAGGGACACAGCCUUGCUGAACUAGGAGGAAGACUGCAGUUGAAAAGACCCCAAGGUAGGUUGACUCAUCCAAGACCUUGUCAGAGCUGUGUAGUCACGUGUGCUCCUUUGUUUAUUAUGGUUGUGCGUACGUAGGAUGUGGAGUGCAGAUGCCUGUGUGCUGUAGGUGGUGUGUGGAGGCCAGAGGACAGCUUUAUGGAGUCGGUGCCCACUUCUACCUGUCCCUGGGUCCCAGAGAUUGAACUAAGGUUGUCAAGCUUGCCCAGCAAGUGCCUUUACCCACGGAGCCAUCGCACUGGCCCCUUGCUUCUGUGCUUCCUUGAGUUGGAAAUCCCUUCCUGCCAGCCUCAUGGGCCAUAAAAGAAUCAAAUGAAGUAGUAGUGGGUGUUUGCUGAAUCGUAAGGUUGUGUUUGACAUAAUACAACCUUCUGUCAUAAACAAGUGAUCCUUUGUUUGUGUACACACAUUUGGGCCUGCCUGAAUUACUUACUGCAGAGCCAUGAGGAAAACACUGGCUGGUCAGGACCCCUGGCCAUCCCUGCUGCUCUGUGUUGCUUCCAUUGGAGGGAAGAGGACUCUAGGAGAGAAAGGCUGGCUUCUGCCCAGUCUCAUUCCGUCUCUGAGCUCCAUCCACACCUAAAACAUAAGGCGUGCGUGCAUCAGGAGGAAGAAAGUUUGCCUAAAGCCUUUUCAAGUGAAGGCUUUUCUUUUUUAUACUUUUACUCAACUAUAGUGGACAUAAAAAAAUGGCACAUAGGUUUAGAGGCUAACGCAAUAUCUGCUGUGAGACAUUCUGCCUUUUUAAAUUUUGGGGAUAAGAUUUUACUAUGUAGCCCAGGCUGGCUCCAAAUCUGUAGUCUUCUUACCAUAAUUAAGAUAAUGAAGAACAGGGUAAGAUACCUCAGUGCAAGGUCUUAGGCUCAGUCUCUAGUUCAGCCAGAGAGAGAGAGAGAGAAAAAGAGUGAGAGAGAGAGAGAGAGAGAGAGAGAGAGAGAGAGAGAGAGAGAGAGAGAGGUUUCCAUCACUCCCCCCAAAAUGCUUCCUGUCUCUUUUUUAAUCCCUGUUCCACCCUGUCCUCAGGCUACUCUGGUCUACUUUCUGCCACUGUAGAUUAGCUUGCAAUUUUUAAAGCAUUUUAUAAUAGAGCCUUACAGUGUGUACUCUCUUUUGGAAAGGUCUGGGCUCUUUCACUCAGCGUAAUUGUUUUGAGACCCAUCUAUUUCCUUUCGUUGCCUACAUUAGUAAUUUAUUCUCUUGCCGAGUGCCACCCUGUCCUGUGGCUUCGUGCUGUGUUCACAGGUUUGUGAUAGUUGUUUUCAGCUUGGAGCUAUCGGGUAAAGGUUCUGUGAGCAUUGCUGUAUAUGUCUUUAUGUAGACACAGGCUAAUUCCUCUUCAUAAAUAUGUAGGAGUGGGAUGGAUGGGCUCUAGGGCGACUGCAUCUAAUUUCUCAGGAAACAGCCUGCUGCCCCCUCCCUGAGAGAUGCACCAUUCCUCUCUGUUCCAGAGCCUCUACCUGCUGGACCACUGGCCAUUGGUCAGUCUUUCAGUUUUAGUUGUUCUAAAACUACCGGCACUCCCACACAUUGGAUGUACACACGGCGUCUCAUGAUCGAUACGAUGUGCACUUCCCGUGUCUCCCUUGGUGGUGCUUACUGUCUCCAUAUAAGUUGUGUGCCCUUUAUGUGUUCUUGUGGAAGUCUCAUGUCAGUUCUAUAGGUGGGAUUCUCUUUAAUGGCAUUUCAUUUCUGGAACAAUGUCUUUUUAAGAACGACAUCUUUUAUUUGGUAUUUAUUUUAUUGAGUUCUUCGACAACCCCAAAGUCUCUGAGAUUUUUCUCUCAUUUUUUUCUCUAGAAAUGUACUUUUAGCUCUUGUUCUUGGGACUAUGAUCUAUUUAAUUGGUUGAGUUUAUGGUAGUAGGACUUGUUUUUUCGUAAGAUUUAUUUUGUGUGUGUGUGUAUGUGUGUGCAUACGUGCACAUGCAUGCACACAUGUACAUGCAUGCAUGUGUGUUCCUAAUACUCUUGGAGGUCAGAAGAGGGCAUCGGAUCCCAGGGAACUAGAGUUACAGAUAGUUGGGAGUAACCAUAUGGAUGCUGGGAAUCGAACCCUGGUCCUCUGCAAGAGCAGCCAGUGUCCUUAACAUCUGAGGCAUCUUUCCAGUUUCCUGAGUGUUUUUCCCCUCUCUCUGGUUGGUUGGUUGGUUGGCAUGUGGAUCUACUAUUGGUCCAGUGCCAUGUAUUGAAAUCAUCUUUAUGUCUUGCUCAAAACAAAUUUAUCAUAAAUGGAUUUAUUUAUUUAUAGGGAUAAGGACAGGAGUUUGAGGAAAGAGAGGAAGAAUCUGCCUAUCUGGUGGCAGCUCCCCUCCCCUCCAGGUCCUCCUUUCCCUUUGGACCAAGCCCUACAGAAGGCUCCUUCCUUUCUCUUUCCCCAUCAACAAUGGCUGGAAGCUGGCUAGCCCCAGCAAGAAAGAGGACCAGUCAGUCUCUGUCUCUAAGUGACUCCACCCUUUCUUGAUCCAUCUUGCAGCUCCCAUCUUCCCUCCCCCCUUUUCUUCUGUGGUAGGACUUGAACUCAGGCCCUCUCUCACGCUAGGCUGGUGCUCUACCAUGGAGAUAUAUUCUCAGCCCCACCACUUCCUUCUCCAUCUGCUUUCACCCUUCCUUAGACCUGCUAUGUAGCCAAAGAUGAUUCUGAACUUCACUCUUCCUGAGCUUCUGCUCUUCCCGCCUCUCCUUCCCUCACCCGGGAUAGACUUUCACCACUUAGUACUGGGGACCAAACCCAGAGCCGGUGUAGGAGGAGCUGCCAACCGAGGUGCACGUGGAGCCUCAGGUUUUGUUUUUAUGAUACAUAGUUUCAUUUGGCUCAGGCAGCCCCAAACCCAUGAUCUCUCCACCUUUGUCUCCUGAGUGCUAGGAGCCAUUCUUCUUAAGAGUUUUCUGAUUAGAAUGCUCUAAAGUCCUUUGAAUUUCCAUGUCAAUUUUAGAUUUUUAUCUUGUCUCAGUUUUUAUUAAAAGAACUUACUGGGUUUUGUUGCAUCAAUAGAAAAUACUGGGGGGAGUAGAUAGAUGUCUUAAUAAUAUUGUCCUCUGACCCAAGAAAACAAUUUCUCCUUCUUUAUCUAAUUCCUCUCGGUAGUGACUUAUGCUUUUCAGCACGUAGAUUUCGCAUCUCUUGUCAAGCUUAGCCUCGAGCAUUUAGUAUCUUCCCACUAUUAUAAAUGGUGUUUUUACUGCUUGUUGUUAGUAUGGGGAAAUACAACUAACAUUAUACCCCAAACAUCUCCCUACCCCUUUCACUUCAGUUCAACCUAAGGGGCUGGGUGUCUGCCUGAUACUAUGAGCUUCUAAACCGUCCUCUGAAAGCCCCAACAUCUUGCUCCGUUGAAAUCUUUUCAGGAGUAGCCUAGAGGCAGCUGUGAAGGUAAGGUGAGGAGGAGGAAGGGGGUCGCAGUACAUUCAAACCCCGCAUAAAACACCCAGAGAGAUAUGAAUGGAGCCCCUUUAAGAAACCAGGGCAAGCUAGGCUCCAGGCGACUGGGGAGGCAUUACUAAAGAUAAGAUAAGGACCCCUGGCUGUUGUGAAUGAGGGUCCUGAGCCGCAGUGGCUGGCUUACUGAUAGGCAAACAGGAACCAAGGUGAUAAGGAAAAUUGCCAGUUACUAAACCUGGCUGGCUGAGGCGCAGAGCUCGUCAUGCCUCUGGGGCUGUCAAGAAGCUGGGUGCCAGCUAUGUGUGUGCAGCAGAAGGUGCUUGCAUCCUACCCUUCUAUGAUAGUCCAGUCAAGCUCACACCAGCAGCAGCAGCAGCAACCACAAACCUCAGGUAGGCUUCACGUGAGGGAGGCACCGUGCUCCCUAGGCAGUAACGGCACAUGCCCGUUGCGUUUCUUGCGCUCUUGUGGGAUGCUCUGACUUUGCCUCGGCCUCAAGGUGGAGUUAGAGACUACCUGAUUUCUCCCCCUCAAUCUAGGAAAAUGUUGGCAAGGGACUCUCUCACCAGCCGAGCUGAGAGCAGCAAGCAGGGAACUGCUUGUUCAUUUGUGCGUUUCUGCAUAGAUUUGCAUGUGCCCUACACAGAGACACUGUUUCUGCUGGAUUUAGAGUUUUCUUAAGUCAGUCUCCUAUUUUUAAAGAGAGAAAGUGGGAUUCUCGUUUCUUCCCAAGCCUGCCUACCUGUCACCUGCGGGUUGUUCCAAAGAUGCGCCAGUGAUUUCUAGAACUUUAGAAUGUAAAGAAUACAUGCUUUGCACAUAAAGAAUACUGUGCUCGCACAGUUCUUUACCUGUUGGUGUUUCCCCUUCUUAGUCUUCCCAAAGCCCCCUCUCUUUCCUGAGUAGAGCAGAGGAGUAGGGGGAGGAGGAGGAGAAGAAGGAAAAGAAGAACCGUUUAACUCAGCAGCAAGUGUUCAGUUGCUUAGGAAGCCUCCAGGAUUCUGUCCUUGGAGCACCUAGAGGCAUCCCCAGGGCCUAGAUGGCCUUCUCUCUGCUUCUGUCCCAGGGCCAUGAAUGCCAUGACUACUUUUGUCUGCAUACUCUCCUCCAGGAAUAAAUAAAAACUAUCAUCCCUCCCCCCGUAUCCUGGCUUCUCUAUUGGCCUGCCUGGCAAAUAUUUCAUAAUGUGGGCUCAUCCAAUUGGGCACCAUGCCAGAGUUAAGCGCCUCAGGUUGUAGGCGUGUUCCAAUUAGGUGAGGAGACCUGGGUGGGACUCCCGGCCCUUGCUCUCCUCCUCAAGGGAGGCAGCAGCAUUAUGAAGGUAGAUGGCAGCCAGCUAAGAGUUGCCACUCGCUCAGGGCUUGGCAAAGGGGACAGGACGGUCCAGCAGCUGGAUAGUGGCAGCCCAGCCCUGAAGGGGUUAAGACCAGUCAGCAUGUGCGGCUGUUAAUGAUUGCUGUCCACAGGGACCUGCUGGGUAUUAAAUGGAAACCUUUCCCUACCCCUGAGUGUGAAAGGGGUUAGAGGCAGCCAGACUAGGGAUCGCACAGAGCUGGUGAGUAAAGUGCCUGUUGGUUGGGUAUAUGUUUGUCUCUGUGGUUCUGGAGCUGGUGAGGAAACGCUAGCUGUGUGUGCUCAAUCAGCUAGAGGGGGCUUCUGUCACACCACAAACGAUUUUCAGCUGGGCCAGGCUCUAGACUCACCCCCUUUUGUGAGAAGGGACUCUUCAGAAUGGGCGACCCUCACAGUCUGAGAUGCAGCUGCUUAGAGCCUGCCCUGCGGAAGAGACAAUGGUUUCUCGAAACCACCCUGUGUACAAAGGCCAGAGGCUCGCUCUUCCCUCUCUGAGCCAUUGUCUCCAGAGAAGGGCCAGGAUCUCUGAGCAAAGGAGGCUCACAGGGACACAGCGGUGGGAGAUGGGGACAGUAUGCUUGUAAAAGGUACACAGUGGGUAAGCUGUGGAGAGGAGCAGGUGGACACACUGAAGGCAGAAUUGGGGAUGAGCUGGUCACUCAUUAAAAGGCUAAGUUGUCAUUUGGGAGUAAAACUGAAAUCUAAAAAAAAAAAAAAAAAAACCAAAAAACCAAAAAACCCCAAAUCUUUUGCUUUUAGGUUUGUGGUCCCUUCCCUGUAACUUCCUCCUGGAAGUGUGUCCCCUCACCUUAGGUAGUGCUAGUGCUUCUUGACACCUUCUGGUAACAUGACCAAGAGUAUGGACAGAAGUUCUUGGCUUUGUAAGAGGCAAUGGGUGCAGUGUCUGCAGAGGUGUGUUUGUGUGUGAGAGUGCGUCUGUGUGUGCAUGAGUGUGUGUGUGUAUCUAUGUGUGUGAGUGUGUGUGUGAGAGUGUAUUUGUAUGUGUGUGUAUGUGAGCUGUGUCUGUGAGUGUGUGUGAGUGUGUGUGAGUGUAUUUGUAUGUGUGUGUAUGUGAGCUGUGUGUGUGUGUGUGAGUGUGUGUGUGUGAGUGUAUGUGUGUGUCUCAUAUGCUUAUAUGAAUUUUAAAAAAGGAAUUGUCAUCAAAGAAGAAAUGUUGACACACACCCCUCCCCCCUUGGCUAAAAGCUCUUUUGUUCCUCCUACCCCCAUCUCUCUUGGGAGGAAGAUGAUUGGAUGACAUAAUGUCUAUGGUGGCCCCACCUGCAUGGUGACUGUCUCUGGAUCAGGGCACUUGCCAUGCUGGUCUUCAAGGCAGAUUUGAGAGACAGGGUAAACUCAACCUUAGUGGCUUUGCCACAAUGCUUCCUUCUGGUGGGGUUUCCAGGAGGCAAACAGAAACCAGGACAAUAAGAGGGAGGUGCUGCCCACUAAGCCCAGGAGGCCAGGAGCAGAAGGAGCCAAGUUUCUGGGCAGUUGAGGCCAAGAAAGAGGGGGAAGUAGAAUGUAGGAGAGGAAUGGACAGACUGGCCCUGUGUGCCUCGUAUUCAGAUUGUCAGCCACAAAUGCAAUCGGACAGCUUUAUCUAACACUCUCCGGGGAAUUGCAGAGGAACUGCUCUACCCAGUGGGGUGGAUGUCACCGGUGGGUUUGCCACACAUGCUCAGAAGGACCUCUCGCUUGGUUUCUGUGCUUGCUGUGAGCUAGAGCCCUGUGUUUUUGUUUUGCACUGGGCCUCUCAGCGGAACAGCCUUGCUCCAACAGGUAGGUGUGGGCAGGCUCCUCUGUAACUCGGGUGUCACUGACCGAAGCUAACAUUGUCUUGCUUGGGAAGCACUGGGAAGUGGCCUGGGCACUAGGACUGGGAGCCCUUUCCUUUCUCUGAGACCAUUUCCCUCCCAUCUAGUGUUUAUCCCUGGCACCUGCUCCUUGGCUAUUUUCAUAGAUUGAGGUUGCAUCACUGAUGACUCGCUCUCUAGGGCCCCAGGUCUGCAUGGGGGAGGGGCAGGGGUGGGGAAGCUCAGGGGAGGAAGGAAGAAAGGAAGGAAGGAAGGAAGGAAGGAAGGAAGGAAGGAAGGAAGAAAGGAUCCUAAGACUGCCUAUCUGGUGGCAGCUCCUCUCUCUCUCUCUCUCUCUCUCUCUCUCUCUCUCUCUCUCUCUCUCUCUCCAGGUCCUCCUUUCCCUUUGGACCAAAGCCCUACUGGAGGCUCCUUCCUUUCUCUUUCCCCAUCAACACUGGCUGGAGACUGGCUGGUCCCAGCAGGAAAAAGGGCCAGUCAGUCUCUGUCUCUGGGUGACUCCGUCCUUUCUUGAUCCAUCUUGCAUCUUUUCUAAGUAUGUUCCUCUGGCCCUAUGCCAAAAAAAAAAAAAAAAAAAAAAAAGGCUCUUGGUAGUGAUAAUUCCAGACUGUGGAGUCUUAAUGCAUUGAUUUAAGAGCCUCUGGAUCAUUAAAACUUACUGUAAAUGGAUUUUCCUUUUUUCAAAACAGGGUCUCACUAUGUGGCCCUAGCUGGCCUGAAACUCAUUAUGCAGACCAGGCUGGCCUUGAACUCACAGAGAAGCUCUUGCCCCUCCACUGCCCAGAUUAAAGCUCUGCCACCUUUGAUUGGAUUUUGGAAUGUGUCAACCUUUUUAAAGACAAGAUUUCUGUUCCAGGCUAGCCAUGAGCUCUUGGUCAUUGUGCCCUCAUCUCUCAUGUACUGGGAUUAUAGCAUGUGUGGACCACUAUGUCCAGUCUUGAUUUUUAAUGUUUACCUCUCUGUUGUAGAUGGCGGGCAAAUUUUCCAUUCUUGUUUGUCUAGUUUGGGACUGUAACAGGCCUUGUAUUUCCGAGGAUACGAGCAUUUAGCCAUUGCUGGAAGGGUAAAGUGGUUUGGAGUUGUCCCAUAUAAUCCAAAAUUGUCAACUGCUGGGAGGAGCAGAUUAGCACUGUCUAUGAAAAAUGAUGUUCUACCAUGAUGAGAUGGUCUGUGUGUCCCGUCUAGUAUGUCAGCCUCCAUGGUUACUAAGCCUGAGUGCAGUGUGGCUAAUCUGAGGCACUGAAAUUUUAAUGCUUUUAAAACUUAAUAAUAAAAAUGUGAGUCUGACUAGUGACCACCACACUAGAUGAUACAGACGUGGGGUGCUGUAGUGACCAUCAGACUGGAUGGUACAGAUGUGAAGUGUUGUAGUGACCAUCAGACUGGAUGGUACAGAUGUGGGGUGCUGUAGUGACCAUCAGACUGGAUGGUACAGAUGUGGGGUGCUAUAGUGACCAUCAGACUGGAUGGUACAGAUGUGGGGUGCUAUAGUGACCAUCAGACUGGAUGGUACAGAUGUGGAGUGCUGUAGUGACCAUCAGACUGGUGGUACAGAUGUGGGGUGCUGAGUGACCAUCAGAUUGGAUGGUAUAGAUGUGGAGUGUUGUAGUGACCAUCAGACUGGAUGGUACUGAUGUUGGGUGCUAUAGUGACCAUCAGACUGGAUGGUACACAUGUGGUGUGCUGUAGUGACCAUCAGACUAGAUGGUACAGAUGUGGGGUGCUGAGUGACCAUCAGACUGGAGGGUACAGAUGUGGAGUGUUGUAGUGACCAUCAGACUGGAUGGUACAGAUGUGGAGUGCUGUAGUGAUCAUCAGACUGGUGGUACAGAUGUGGGGUGCUGAGUGACCAUCAGAUUGGAUGGUAUAGAUGUGGAGUGUUGUAGUGACCAUCAGACUGGAUGGUACAGAUGUUGGGUGCUAUAGUGACCAUCAGACUGGAUGGUACACAUGUGGUGUGCUGUAGUGACCAUCAGACUAGAUGGUACAGAUGUGGGGUGCUGAGUGACCAUCAGACUGGAGGGUACAGAUGUGGAGUGCUGUAGUGACCAUCAGACUGGAGGACACAGAUGUGGGGUGCUGUCUUAUUAAUGAUUGUCACACCAGCCACUAACCGAGCAGCUGUUAUGCGUAAGUUCUCUCCAAAGUGCUUUAUAAUUUUCUUUUAUUUUUUUAAGACAGGAUUUCUCUGUGUAUAGCCAUGGCUAUCUUGGCACUCCCUCUUUAGACCAGGCUAGCCUUGAACUCACAGAGAUCCCCCUGCCUCUGCCUCCUAAGUGCUGGAAUUAAAGGUGUGCACCACCACUUCCUAGCUCUGCAUGAUUUUAUUUAAUACCCCCCACCCCCAGCAGCCCGGAUCUUGCUCUGUGUAACAGAAUGAAAAACUGAAACCCAGAGACACAAACUGAGUUAGUCAGAGGCUCCUGACUGAGAUCAAUGGUUCCACCCUUUUCCUGAAGGAGAAUCUGCACAAGGUGCUGAGACAGCUUCCUCUAUAAGCUCUCCAAGACCUUUCCAGAUCUCGGACCACAAGGGUGCUCUUAAAGUGACGUUCAGCACACAGGGCCUCCUGGACCUGGACAGGCAUUCUGGAUGGGUCCAGGCUUGAUUCUCGUUUCAGCUCUUAUUGGAGCCUCCACACAUCAGUAAGACAGAGAGACAGCUCUACCCUUGGCAAGCUCCCAAGAGGCAUAAGAAGUUCCAAACCCCUCUCUCCUUGCAGUCAGAACUUCCCACCACCCAUCUCUAUGCCACCUUGCCUUGUCUCUCUCAGUCUGACUGAAGCCCCCCAGGGAAGUCUCAGAGACUAGGCUUCUUGGCCAGUGAGGCACAACGUUAGCUUUGCCUUCAUUUCUGCCUUGGCAUCUGAUCCUCAUGUGUCACCAGGUAGGAGCACCAACCCCCAUGCCCAAUCCCCCAUCCAGCAGCUGUCUAGGCUCCUGCCUGCCAGCUCCAGGAGAUUUAUGUCUGUGUAAUCUUUCCUAGACGAAGUCUGACCAGUCAGAGCUGCCAGUGGAAGGCGGUCCCUGUCCCACCUCUCCACCAAACACUCCUUCAGUCCUGUGUAGGAGAUGAGGAUCUAGCACAGCUCUAAAGAUUUGGGCUGCGGGCAGUUAGGAGGUGACUGUUCUAACUUACCCUGCAUCCAGGCACUCAUCACCCCACUGGGAACCCCCACCCCAUAUCCUGCACUCUCUCCAGACCUCCAGCCGGCAGAUGUUAACAAUGAAAGGGUUUGUAGCUGCUGUGUUCUUGGAGUCUUGUGAAACCAGAGUCUUCCGCUCAACUAUGAGGCUGGGGAAUGGGGGGUGCAGAGAGACUGACAGGAGGGCCCAGGGAAGCUCAAGGAGACUGCUGCUUUGCCUGUCACUGUGGCCAGGAUAAACCUUGUCCUCUUGACCCCUCUCUAGGCCUUACCUACCUCAGUCCAAGGUAAGGAUAAGAUAGCAAGGAACUUUAUAUUCCUCAUUCUGCACCCCAUUCGUAGCAGUAGGGCCUAUUUUUCCUGCUGUCUGGUCUGGUAGGAAGGAAGGCAUCACUAAGUACUGUUGUUUUCUUGUAAAAAUGAGGAGACAGGCAUCGAACAGCUUGACAGCCUCAAGCUGCUGGGUGGGGAACAAGAAGGCAUGGGAUGCUUCUGAGGAUGUGGAAGCAGGGUUGUCAGACUGGCUGGUUACUGUCCAAACACUCACUAUAAAAGUCCGUCCCAUGGGGCAAGGAGGGUGGGGCUGCUGGCUGAUCCCAGUGGGGCGCCAGGACCAGAUCUGCUGAGUUAGGAAUGAUGCUUUGGCUGACCUUCAGGAGAGCUGGAAGCAGAAGCUUGCCGCUGCCCUCAGCCUCCGAAGGGCAGGAGUUUGGGAUCCAACGCCGGCCGGCCGAGCUGAGGGAAGAAGCCUAAUUAAGUAUUGCUCUGUCCUGCCACCCCUGUGGAUCCUGCUGACUGUUGGGAGGAGGCACUCUGGAGGCCAAGGGAAAGAAAGAAUGGGGAGACAGAAAGAGAGGGAAGGGUUGGGAAGAAGCUGCAGGUAGGUUGGGAACUGGACCUGCCCUCUCCUGCCAUUUUCUGGCUUGGCUCUUCAGGAAGGCAGGGGAGGGAAAGUGGGGUCUUGGGGUUGCAGGUAGCUCUCUUUCCCUCCUCAUUUUCCCUCCUUAUCUCAACAAGAACAACAACAUAGCAUGGGGACAGCGAAUGGGCCUAGGCUGGGUUAAGGGGACAUGCCCUAUUUUGUACAUAGUGACUCCAGAGUCUCAAGACUGACAGCAGUUCUCACCAAUUUGACAGGUUAUUGAUAUCAAGACAGACACCAAUUUGACAGGUUAUUGAUAGCAAGACAGACAGACAGAGCCUCCACCCCUAGGAUAGUGCACAGUCAUUUAUUAGCCUGGUGCUCAGGCAGGGCCUGUGGCCAGGUUUAACCUCCCAGCUCUGUUAUGGAGAGGUAGCCAGGCCUCAGGCACUGGCCAGAGAGGCUAACUUAACCCCAGAGAGGCCUAGCAAACAGCUUCUCACCUGCUACCAGGAAGGAGCUACACAGAUCAUCUACCCAGACUUCCGCCGUCUUCCAGCAGACAGCUAGAACCCCAUAGAGUAAAAUAAAUAAUUUACAGAGAAGAUAAUUUGAAGUGUAUAGGGUAGGAGAGUUGCAGGUUUGCCUGUAGAAUUUCUUCCGCCCUAACUGAAGACUGUUCUGUCUUGUGCCCUGGCCUGUCCCCUCUCCUAUGGUAGGAAUAAGCUGACCAUGCCAUACAGCAGGAGGACAGCCGCAUGGGCCAGGAGGGAGCACACCUAGGGCCCUGACUUGUGCUUACCCCAUGUGUAUCUCCCUGGUAAUUGAGACAACUCCCCUUUCUGAGGUAGGGGUUGAGCUCUCUGAAUUUCUCUGCCAUCUCCUCCCUAUUCUGACCGCCGCAGCUGGGGAAGGCGCCACCGACCGCCACUCAGGUUGGAGUGGAGCUCUAAGACAAGGCAAAAAUGGACAGGCAGGGCUAUCUGGGUCCUGUUCCCUGGACUCUCGGCCCAGGGUUCUAGCAUGUUACGCUGUUCCAAACUUGGUUGGGGAGGCAUACUAUUUAACCGUACUGGAAAUAACGGCAGCACCGAAAGCAGGGAUGGAGCAACGGCAGAGAAGAAAGGACACGCACGUACAAGCCACUGAGAGACUGAUGGACACGGUUCCCAGCACCCGGAGCCAUUACUGUACUUUGCAUAUGGAGAGGGGAGAGCCGGUGAUGUAGAAAGGGGAGGGAGGACCUUUCUACCUGAAGCCCCGGAGGUGCUGCCCUUAUUCCUCCCUCCGAUUUCUUCUCCAUGCAGCAGCUGUAGGUAGAGCAGGGGCUGCUGUGGAGAGGGGUUGGCUAGGAAAGUGUUUUCUCCCAGAACAGCCAGGGAGCUUCAGGGAUCCAGCAGUCUGGAGAGCUGGAAAUGUAAACUGAGCUGGUUUUUAAUUGGGACAGAAUGCCGGGGCAGAUAAGGCUCUUUGACAAUGAUGAUGAGACCCAGACAGGGAAACAAGGCAAGAGCCAAGCUUCCCUCCUUAGCCGCAGACUCCUCCCUGCCAUUAGACCCUGCUGGAAUUUGCUGGCUUGGAAAAAGAAGGGAUUGGGAGGGCUGGUCCCCUGCCCCAUCUCCACUCCUCUUGAGACCUAGCCACCUAUAUCCUGCAGAACUGGUGAUAGGCAUUCCAAGCUUGGGGCAACAUAGCCAAAGCUGACUCUGUCAGCCAAUUCUCAGGGUCUAUGGAGACAAAGCUUCUUGGUACAACGGGGUGGAAGGGGUGGAGUGUAUUCUUCAGGUUUUCAAAGUUUAUCACAGCGGGAGCUCUUGACACUAUCCUGGGGAGGAGUGUGCAUGCAGCGUGCGUGCGUGCGUGCUCAUGCACAUGCUUGUGUCCAUGCUUGUGUCCAUGCAUGUUUGCACAGGGCAAUGAAGAUGUAGGUUUUAACUGUGUGGUCCUAGGUGCACACCACACAGGAGCUGCGGCUAUCUUUUUUUCUUUUUUUCGGAGCUGGGGGCCCGAACCCAGGGCCUUGCGCUUGCUAGGCAAGCACUCUACCACUGAGCUAAAUCCCCAACCCCAACCACAGAAACGCCCUAACAAGGUGGAGGGAAGGGUUGAGUCUUGGCACUUGGUGUGGCUGCCCCAGCCCUUCCUCAUCCCUCCUCCUCUUGAUUCCUGUGUCCUCAUCUGUCUUUGGCUUCCUUGCUCCUGUACCCAGCGAGUUUCUUGAUCAUUUUCAAGGAUGGCCACUGUGUGUUGUGCAUGAAGUAUUUCACACUGAAGGUUUGCAGGGAUUCAUUGAUCGAAUUAGAAAAGAGGCCUUGUCCACACGUGAGCAAACCAAGGGCCAAAUAGGUGAGGCCAUACUGCAGACUCCGUGUGUGCUACCUGGAAGACCGACCUGCCCAGUUCCCUUUCUGCUGGCACUCCCAGUGAGCUACUGAGAAGUGACCACCUCCCGGGAAACUGAAAAUCAAGGUUGUUCUUUCUUCUGCUGCCAAAUCUUUACUUCCUGAUUUUUGCACUCUUUGGGGAGUGGAAUUUGAAAGGUCCAGUUGGGUCUGUCCUUAGCCAUCUGCCUUGAGAAGGGGAAGCUUUUUUUUGACAUCUCUAAGGCUAGUAAAGAGGGAGAAGAAAAUGGUUUCCUUUAAAAAAUAUUCCAUACCUGGUAAAUUUUCCCUGCUAUCUAACUUAAGAUAAAGACCUGUCAUUCUGCGCAGGGGACUGGCGAGGAACACCAGGCAGGUCUUCUGUGCUCUGGCUUAACCCUGAGGACUUGGGGGCUCUUUUUGCCUAGGAGUCUGUGCUCCCCAUCCCCACCCCCUUGUGCUGUCUUCGAAUAGCACCUGAGAAGUAAUUUAACUUGAGCAAAGGCUGUGGGAGGCCCCUGAGCUCAGCUUGAAGACAAGGGGGGAUAUUUUUGCCUUCUAGAGGAAGAAAACUCGUGUUCCCAAUGCACCCCACCCCUCCCCCUCCUGCUCAUAGGAGCUUAAUUUUCUUCUCCUCCUAAUGAAGAUGGAUGAAAGCCAAGCUGUAUAUUCAGGGGGAGCCAGUCAGGGAAGCUGAGUGAGGGGGUGAAGGGACAGAAACAGAGCUUCCCUCCUGGAGAGGAAGUAAUUAAUUGUGAGAGCUAAGGUAGGGAAGCCCUUGAUAAUGGAAUAUCAGCCUCCAAAUGCAGGUGGCUAAAAAUGACACCAGAGCAUUGGGGAGUCUCUUUUUAUCAGUUCGUUUGUACAUUCAACAAAAACUUUAUCGAGUACCUAUGAUAGGCAGACAGGGAACUCAAGAAGGCGCCUGGAAAGGUUCUGGCUCAAGGAACUGGAGACAGGUUCAAACCCAAAUCUAAGGCUUCCUGCCACCAAGAUAAAUCAUUUACCAAAGUCCCACUGAAUGGCUGAAUACAUUGACCUUUUGGAUUAAGGAUUAGCUGUUUAAAUAUCAACAGCUGUGACCCCAGUUACACCUGGCCAGCUUGGCUCCUCAGGGGUUAAAUAAUAAUGCUGUCUGUUUGUUUUUCUGUUUACUGUUCCCAUUGUUCCUCUGACCUCAGUCCAAACAAUUAGAUCAGUCCCGCCCUCUGGAGCGGCUACCGUGAUAUCACAGAGUUGCCAUAACAACAGACUAUGAGGUCAACAUUAUGCCCGGGUGCUGCAAAACGAAGCACCUUGGUUAGCAAGGAACCUGUCUCUGAAGAGAAGCCUGUAGAAAGCCGAGGAGCUGAAACUUUGCAUCACAGCAUCUUGGCUGUUUAAGAUGACAUUGAGCCUGGGUCCUCCUCUGCUGGGAUCCUUUACAAACCUCCAAAGCACGUACGAGCAUUGGUAAGAGCUUGUGGGGAGGCAGGGGGAUAAAAAGGUGACCUUCAAAAGGCCUUGCAAGAAUCCUAAAGCACGGAGGACAGAGAGGAAGAGAUUUGACUAGCCUUGACCUAUGGAAAAUUCGGGGAGGUUAACAUCCAUGCAAAUCUCCUAGCAGCCGAGCAGAUCUGACAGUUAGCAGCUGGAAUUUAUCAUCUUGCAUCUGGGAAGAUUUGCAACGAUUGAUAUACAAUGACCAACCUCCCCCCCGCCCCACACACACACACGCCUGCCCCAGUCCCUGCCCUUUUCCUCACCAGCCUUGGGAGGAAGGUUUUCUUCCACUGAGGAAAGAAGCUGAUCUAUGCCAGCAGCUGGGACUCCACUAACAGCCUGCCCAUCCACUUGGUCUGUGUGUGUCCAGCUCCUUACCGGCUGGACCAGCACGUCCAGAGGGCCAGCGAGCCACGCUGCUGGAGAGGCCAGCGGGCCAGGCCGCUUGCAGAGCCGCUCCGUGUAUUACGCUCCUGUCUGUCUAGAUGUGAGCUGGGCAGGCCGAGAGAAGAGAACGGAGACUUCUUCGGUUCUCUUCAGCUUCACGGCAACAGUAACAGCCAAUGAACCUGGAGCUUCCUUUAACCCUCAGAAGGGCUUGGAAGGUCUCUGACAAGCAAGCAGGUUUGCAGCCCCAGAGCCUGUAUCUGGGCUGGAAGCUGGAGAGGCUGGAGCACCUUCUCUCUGCAGGUCGGGCUGGCAUGAGUCUCCGUGCAGAUGGGAAUGCAGCCCGCGCUCCUCCGCCCGCCCAGCUGCUCAGUGUCCUCAGCUCAGUGAGGUCGGACUACCUGGAAGCUAUACACCUGCUCCAUGCACGCCUCUCUCCAUUCCUGCAGUUCCCUCUUGUGAACCUGAACUGGGAGGAGGCCCUCUCUUCAUUUAUUCUGCCUCCAGACCUCUAACUAUAGCAUCACAGGCGAAUGCUAGGAAGUUAAAGCCACAGGCCCCCUAGGGCACCUGGGCUACCCCUCCCAUUGCCCAGAGAGAACCCUGCCCCUGUUCUCCAGUGCUAGAGCCAGGAAGAAAGGGCAACCCAUGGAGUCUGCCCCAGCUCGCCCUGCGUCUCUGCCACAGCAUUGAGAACUGGAUCCAAGGACUUACUUCUCAGAGGGAUGUUAGCAGCAGGGUGGCUGGUGGCUCCUUGGAGGCUGCCGAACUGGGGACUGAGCUUCCAAAGAGGAUGUUGAAGUUUCGGGCUGAUCGACGGGUCAGCCACAAUGAAAGACGCAACACGUUUCGACACCCAGUGACUGGCCAGAUCCCAGAGGAGAACAAAAAGUUUGACUUGAAAACAUCGGCCUUGGACAUGUCCAACAAAACAGGUGGGAAACGUUCUGCUACCAUCAACAGCGACAUAGCCAACCACAGCAUGGUGUCUGAGGUCCCUCCAGAGCGACCCAACAUCCGGGCGACUCGAACUUCCCGAAAAGCCAUCGCCUUUGGUAAACGCGCACAUUCCAUGAAGCGGAACCCCAAUGCACCUGUCACCAAGGCGGGCUGGCUCUUCAAGCAGGCCAGCUCCGGGGUGAAGCAGUGGAAUAAGCGUUGGUUUGUCCUGGUGGACCGCUGCCUCUUCUACUACAAAGAUGAGAAGCAGGAGAGCGUCCUGGGCAGCAUCCCCCUGUUGAGCUUCCGGGUGGCAGCCGUGCAGCCCUCAGACAACAUCAGCCGCAAGCACACGUUUAAGGCAGAGCACGCUGGAGUCCGCACCUACUUCUUCAGUGCUGAGAGCUCGGAGGAGCAGGAGGCCUGGAUCCAGGCCAUGGGCGAGGCUGCUCGAGUACAGAUCCCUCCAGCCCAGAAGUCAGUGCCUCAGCCUGUGCGGCACGGCCUCGAGAAGCCAGACUCAGAGAACAUCCCACCCAGCAAACACCACCAGCAGUCGCCUCACAACAAUCUCACCAAGCCAGAGCCCAAGACUCGAGGGGAGGGGGACGGCAGAGGCUGUGAGAAGGUGGAGCAAAGGCCCGAGAGGCCUGAAGUCAAGAAAGAGCCUCUGGUAAAAGCCAAUGGCCUCCCGUCUGGACCUGAGACAGCCUCAGAGCCUGGCAGCCCUUACCCUGAUGGCCCGAGAGUCCUAGGAGGUGGGGAGCAGCCUGCUCAGCCCAAUGGCUGGCAGUAUAGCUCCCCAAGCAGACCAGGGAGCACGGCUUUCCCACCUCAUGACGGGGACACUGGGGGACACCGGCGGAGCUUUCCACCACGUACUGACCCUGACAAAAUUGCCCAGAGAAAAAGCUCCAUGAACCAGCUUCAGCAGUGGGUGAACCUGCGUCGAGGGGUUCCCCCACCCGAAGACCUUCGGAGUCCUUCAAGGUUCUACCCUAUGCCCCGCCGGGUCCCUGAGUAUUACAGCCCCUACUCCUCCCAGUACCCUGACGAUUACCAGUACUACCCACCAGGGGUACGGCCAGACAGUAUCUGCUCCAUGCCAGCCUACGAUAGGAUUAGUCCGCCCUGGGCCCUAGAGGAUAAACGGCACUCCUUCCGAAAUGGAGGUGGACCCACUUACCAGCUUCAUGAGUGGAAGGAGUCUACCAGCUACGGACGGCAGGAUGGCACCGUUUGGAUCCCCAGCCCCUCCCGACAGCCGGUCUACUAUGAUGAGCUGGAUGCUGCCUCUGGAUCCCUGCGCCGCCUGUCCCUGCAGCCCCGUUCCCACUCUGUGCCCCGCUCACCCAGCCAGGGCUCCUAUAGUCGUGCCCGCAUCUACUCCCCCGUGCGCUCACCCAGUGCCCGUUUCGAUCGGCUGCCACCCCGCAGUGAGGACAUCUAUGCAGAUCCUGCAGCCUAUGUGAUGAGGAGAUCCAUCAGCUCCCCUAAGUAUGAUUACCUGGGAGACAGGCGGCCAGUCCCUGCAGGACUGUUCCCCUACAACUACCCACCAUCCCCCACGGUCCACGAUAAGAUGAUGAGCGAGAGCGAGACUCUCAUCAGCAUGGUGAACCGAAUGGUGGAGAACUCCUCCCCCAGGGCCCACCUCUUCAUGCAAGUCCCUGCGUACCCAGAGGUGUUCCGGGAUGGCCUCCACACCUUCAAGCUAAAUGAGCAAGACACGGAUAAGCUGCUGGGUAAGCUGUGCGAGCAGAACAAGGUAGUGAGGGAGCAGGAGCGGCUGGUGCAGCAGCUACGGGCGGAGAAGGAGAGCCUAGAAAGUGCCUUGAUGGGAACCCACCAGGAGCUGGAGAUGUUCGGAAGCCAGCCCGCCUACCCAGAGAAGCUGCUGCACAAAAAGGAGUCUCUUCAGAACCAGCUCAUCAACAUCCGGGUGGAGCUGUCGCAGGCGACCACGGCACUGACCAACAGUACAGUGGUGUAUGAGAACCUCGAGUCCGAGGUCUCUGCCCUACAUGACGACCUCUGGGAACAGCUCAAUUUGGAUAUCCAGAAUGAGGUGCUCAGUCGUCAAAUCCAGAAGGAGAUCUGGAGGAUCCAGGACGUGAUGGAAGGGCUGAGGAAGAAUAACCCCUCUCGGGGCACCGACACAGCCAAGCACAGAGGAGGACUUGGACCCUCAGCCACCUACAGCUCCAACAGCCCAGCCAGCCCUCUCAGCUCUGCCAGCCUUACCAGUCCCCUGAGCCCCUUUUCAAUGGUGUCUGGCUCUCAGGGCUCUCCCACUAAGCCAGGGUCCAGUGAGGAACCUGGCCCACCUCGGCCACCCCUCCCCAAAGCCUACGUCCCCCUGGACUCUCCUCCCACCGUCCCUCCACUCCCUAAUGAGAGCCGCUUCUGGCCGUACCCCAACUCCCCUUCCUGGCAUCGCAGUGGCGAGGCAGCCAAGGGUCAGCCCAAAACAGACUAUGAGCCAAGCAAGAAAGACCCUGGCCAGACAUCACCCCUGGAUACCCACAGAGACAUCAGCCUGGUGCCCACCAGACAAGAGGUAGAGGCAGAGAAGCAGGCAGCUCUCAACAAAGUUGGCAUUGUGCCCCCUCGGACGAAAUCUCCCGCUGAAGAGGAGAUAACCCCAUCAGCGGUGGUGAGGAGGACCACGGAUGGUCUCACCAAUGGCUUUUCCUCAAGGCAAGAGCGCCCCAAGAGCGCCGUGUUCUCCGGAGAGGGCAAGGUGAAGAUGAGUGUCGAGGAGCAGAUGGACCGGAUGAGACGGCACCAGAGUGGCUCCAUGAAGGAAAAGCGGAGGAGCCUACAGCUGCCAGCCAGCCCAGCCCCUGAGCCCAGCACCCGGCCUACCUACAAAGUGGUGCGCCGCCACCGCAGCAUUCACGAGGUGGACAUCUCCAACCUGGAGGCAGCCCUGAGGGCCGAGGAGCCUGGUGGUCAGGCAUAUGAGACUCCUCGGGAGGAGAUCGCAAGGCUUCGCAAAAUGGAGCUGGAGCCGCAGCACUACGAUGUGGACAUCAAUAAGGAGCUAUCCACUCCAGACAAAGUCCUCAUCCCUGAACGGUACAUUGACCUGGAACCGGUCGCUCCCUUGAGCCCGGAGGAAUUGAAGGAGAAGCAGAAGAAGGUGGAGAGAAUCAAGACGCUCAUUGCUAAGUCCAGUAUGCAGAACGUGGUGCCCAUCGGCGAGGGGGACUCUGUGGACGUGCCCCAGGACUCAGAGAGCCAGCUGCAGGAGCAGGAGAAGCGGAUUGAAAUCUCCUGUGCCCUGGCGACCGAGGCCUCCCGCAGGGGCCGCAUGCUGUCUGUGCAAGCCCUGGCUGAGGCCAAUGCUGUGAAGCUACACAGAGCCACCUUCUGAUAGCAUCCACUGCACACCUAGGGCUCUGGCUUCUCAUCCUGGCCUCCCGCCCUCGCACCCACCAUGGGAAUGCCUCAGAGAGCCAGGCUGGGGACCGGGGGCUGCCUCAUAAAGGAACAUGGAUGCCUUCAAGUUCACAUCUGCUGCUCUUGCCCUGAAGCCUGCACUAUCUCGGCAUGGUUCUAAGGCAAGACCUGGGAUGGCAAGGCCAGGAUGGCGUCCUCUCUGAGGCUCCAGUCGCAGGGAGCUCAAGUGCAGUUCUGGAUGGCAUUGUGUGGCCCUCCUGCACCAUCCCCCGAUGGACUCUGUGUGCUGAUGGGGAGCAUGUGCUCAGCUAUGGGUGGGGUCUAGAAGUGAAGACAAGACAGACUCUCCAUCCAUCCCUUGGAACCCAUACAACACAGCGAGAGGCCAGCUCUUGCCAUCACCCCACUCCCGUUCAGUCCCAGCUGCCUCAGCGAUGCCCGAGGCUUUGGCACGGCUCUGCUGGUGGGUUUCCCAGAGUUCACUGGAGGCUGGCCACCCUGCUUGAGCCAAAGAAGAUGAUGAGUUAUAAGGAGAGGCUCCUGGGCUCCCGGAGGGGUCAGGUGUGUUACAGCGAGACGACAGCAGGUCUGCACGGUGUCUGAGGGCAAGUUGGAAACAGGAGCAAGAUGGAAAGAGGGAAGAGGCUUAGAGAGCGAAGGGAGAGAAGGCCAGAUGCUUUUCACAAGCAACAGGAAUGUAAAGAAGGAGGGAAAAGGGAAAGGAGAAUAGGAAUGGCUUCCAUAGUGUAGAGCCUUUGGUUAGUGCCAAGCAGAGGGCCUGUCACCUCUGUACCUUCACGUCUUCCUCAGGUACAGGAGGCCCCAGGGGGACUCGUGCCAGGCACACGUCAGCCCCAGCUGAGGUGCUUGGUAUGAGGUAAGGGAGUGCUAGCGUGAGGUAGCCUGUGAGGUGGUCCUAUCUGUGUCAAGGCUUGCCGUCUCUCUCUGAGGCUCGUGGGCAGAGAGGAGACUGUCUUAUAUAAAGUCUUGUCAACCUUGGGGCCUUACCUAGCCAGUUUAAACCUGGAAAGUACUGUGGGGCUGACUGAGAAUUGCUCUAGGAGGAGGGAAUGAGGAUUUUACUGUGAGGCCAAGUUCUAGGUCUUUCCUUCUCAUCUCAGGCAUCUAGAGCAGAGGCUUUCUUACACCCACCUACCCAGGGAGGACAGGACAGGGAGAGACCGUAACAGAGCACAGUCUUCCUCUAGCCCACCUACCGUACGUGAAUGCAGCCAGAGAGCAGCAAAGGAAGGCUAGCUUCAGGCACCAAGCCCCCAGGCCUGCUCUGCCAGAUUCGCUGCCCAGAGACUUCAGCCUGAACAUCGGUGGCCCCAGGGAAAAAAACUGUGUCAUCUCCCAUCUGUUCAUCGUCACUCCGUCAUGGUCUGGCAGUUACUGGUUCAUAUGCAAGUAAAGAUGACCAUUCACUCAACAAAUGCUAGUCAAGCACUUUUUGUGGAUCAGGUACUGUUCUAGGUGCUUAGGAUAUUGUCUUGCUUCCGGGGGACUCUGGAACAGGAGGAUUCCACCUGUCUUCAGCUCUGUCAGGCCUCUGGGAAGUGCUCCUUUAUGACUUCCUAUAUCUGCAUAAUUCACAAACCCCAAAUCUACCCUUUCUUCCUUAAAGGCUGGUAGGGGAUCAGCUCCCAAGUUACCUUCUCUCCCCAUCCCCUCUUCCAAAAGAAACCAGAUUUUUAGGGCUUUCCCUGCCUUUGUCUCUCCUUUUUAAAAAAAAUAAUGGUAUUUUUAGAAAUACACGUGAAAUACCAAGAAAUGUCUUUGCCUCUCCUACCGCUCUCCCCCGCAUUUCAUAAAGCUGGUUCUUUAUGUUGCUUUACAUGCCUUAAUAUAUGUUUUAUGGAAGUGAUCAUGUCAUAGAUACCCAUGUAAUAUAUAUUUGUCUGGAUGUCAACCCUUUCCUCAGCUCCCGCCCCGACCAGUUUCUGUCCACGUCAUUCUUAGCAUGUUGAAGCCACAAUCCUUGCCUUUUUGAUCCAAAGAAGGGGAGAGGAAAGAUUUAUUUUAAGGCAGACCUUAUUCUAUGCUUUUGUUUAAAAAGCAGAUCUAUUUUCAAAAUGUGCAAUGUCUGAAAGGGACUGAUGAUAUGCGAGGGGACUCGGGUGGCUAUCCCCGGUCCCAGAGUCUAUGCCCUUCCCUCCCCCAGUGGCUUCCUUCCCAUUACCCAGUCAUUGGAAAGGGCUGGUCCCCAGGUUCGCCUGGAUGGUGUUCUGCAGGAGAAAAACAUUUCCCUCGAAAGUCCUGGUCUAAGAAUUUGACUUCACUGUCAACUUUAGAAAGCAGCCCAAGGGAUGUCAAGCAUUGAGGGCAGCAUGUCAAGCAUCUAAAGGAAAUGUUUACAACUGCAGAUGUACAGUCCUCACACGGGCCCCUGGACCACCUCCCAUCAUCCCUCUGUGAGAAAAGGCCAACAGGUUGCUGGCAGCCAUCUUGAAUGGUGUCAGUCUGCUCCCUGACAGACCCAAGACACAAGGCGAAACCCAGAGAGAGAGGCUCGGGACCCCCUGUGUUCUUUGGUGAAUACUGUGAGCUUCCCAGGCCUCUCACACUUUCUCCUGAGCCCACUCUAUGUCACACCUAUUUCCCUCUAAGACUUAUUUUCUAGGAGUUAUGGCACAUCGGUCUGGCAUCCAGACGUGAAGCCUGGUUCCUGGCGGGGGAGGGCCCCCGCAGUCGAAGUUUAAGUCUUUCCCAAGUAGAAGCCCUCAGUGCUCUGACAGGCUGUGGGCUGGAGUUCUGCCUGUGCCAGCUUAGAUUGCCAAACAUGCUUUCUGACAGGUGAUGUGAACAAGGAGGUUGGGAAGGAUAGAGAGACCUCUCCCCAGGUCUGAAACAAUGUGUUUGGGAAUUUUACAUCACUUCUGGCCAGCUUUUGAAGCCUGACCUCCAACUCUGGCAUUUGUUGGCCCUCUUCCCAGACUGGAGCCUCUUGCUGUGAAUGAACAGGACCCCAGACAUAGGCCUAGGGUUAAGCACCCCUUCAGGGGAAAGUUCUGGCUACCCACACAGGGCCUUCCCAAUGAACGCAUUACCUCCUCCCACCGAAAGCCAAAAGGCUGCGAUCAGAUACUGUUACCGUCACUUUAAAGAUUUUUCUGAGGAAGCAAGCUUGCAAGCCGCAAGCGUGCUCUCCUGCUUUUGUGAAAGGCAUGUUCUUGGGGCAAGGCUACUACUGCAAGAUGGAACCCCUUCCUUCCCCCUCAGGCACCCUCCUCCUGGCAGCUCUUUAAGGAAAAAUACUAUAUAUAAAUAUAUAUAAAUAUAUACAUAUCUAUUUAUGCACAUAUUUGGGGCCAAUUUGGUUUGCUAGUGUUAGACAAUAAACCAUACAAGGAAAUCUAUGAUCUCAGUGUCUUUAUUUAGUAUGGAAGUGACCUUAGACAAAGAGUUAAGGUUAGAUGAACAGCCUCUCUGUUGGGAUCACACCGAGGUAGCAUCCCCUGAGCAUCUGUCUAGCCGACCACCCUUCCCUGGAGAGGGAGCGCCUGGCUGAAGCAGGUGAGAACUUGCUCCCACCCUUCAGCCGCAAUCUUACUAGAUUAGGUACUGAAGAGCCCCACUGAGCUCUGCGUUUGUACCUUGCAAGUUUGUAUAAACCAAUGCUGGAAAUAAAAUGAGUGGUUUGUA
Rattus norvegicus (Norway rat) is the source of this 28121-nucleotide messenger RNA. Lineage: Eukaryota; Metazoa; Chordata; Mammalia; Rodentia; Muridae. The record is from RefSeq and is a predicted model, not a curated record.